GCUGCAAUGCUCGCCAUGGGGCCGACGGGUUUCGGGGUGCUGGGGGCGAUGGGGCUGGCGCUGAGCUGCGGGGCAGCAGGCGCCUUCGUGGUGCACGUGGCCAGCUCCUGCCCGCUGACAGCCAACGGCUCCCUGGGGGGCUUCGACCUCACCGUGGCCUUCAACAAAAACCCCCUGGUGUGCUACGACCCCGACGCCCACAUCUUCUACCCCUGUGACUGGGGGCUGCUACACGACGUUGCCACUUUUGUCGCCUUCAUGCUAAAUUAUAAUGCCACGUGGGUGCAGCGUGCAGAGGCGCGCAGACAGGCGUGCACUGAGCUGUCUGCACAGUUCUGGGCACAGACUGCACUGCGGAGGACACCACCCCAGGUCCGCAUCGUCCCCAUCCGCAUCUCCAAUGACCCCGACACCGUCCGCCUCAUCUGCCACGUCUGGGGCUUCUUCCCACCCGCAGUGACCAUCCAGUGGCUGCAAAACGGCCUCGUGUUGGCCUCGGAUGACACCAAACUGCUGCCCAACGGCGACUGGACCUACAGGACACAGACAACGCUGAGGGCCAGCACUGCGGCGGGGAGCACCUACACGUGCUCAGUGUGGCACUCCAGCCUGGAGCAGCCGCUGCAGGUGGACUGGAGUCCCAAUUUGUCUCCGGGAAUGAUGGCGCAGGUGGCAGUGGCGGCCAUGGCGCUGACCUUGGGGUCCUGAUGCUGGUUCCAGUCCCCAUCCUGAUGCGGGUUCUGAUUCCAGUCCUGGUCCUCAAAAUGAUCCCCGUCCAAGUUCUGGUCCCCAUC
Messenger RNA from Centrocercus urophasianus (Greater sage-grouse), 794 nucleotides. RefSeq names its product HLA class II histocompatibility antigen, DM beta chain-like. Gene Ontology annotation, cellular component: membrane; MHC class II protein complex. The record is from RefSeq and is a predicted model, not a curated record. The coding region runs from base 7 to 708 and encodes 233 amino acids. Gene Ontology annotation, biological process: positive regulation of T cell activation; immune response; antigen processing and presentation of exogenous peptide antigen via MHC class II. Gene Ontology annotation, molecular function: MHC class II protein complex binding. The transcript is spliced from 5 exons. NCBI's taxonomy places the organism in Eukaryota, Metazoa, Chordata, Aves, Galliformes, Phasianidae.